Triplophysa dalaica is the source of this 2200-nucleotide messenger RNA. RefSeq names its product potassium voltage-gated channel modifier subfamily V member 1 (gene kcnv1). The transcript has 3 exons. Lineage: Eukaryota; Metazoa; Chordata; Actinopteri; Cypriniformes; Nemacheilidae. Gene Ontology annotation, molecular function: protein binding; voltage-gated potassium channel activity. Gene Ontology annotation, cellular component: voltage-gated potassium channel complex; membrane. The coding region runs from base 219 to 1670 and encodes 483 amino acids. Gene Ontology annotation, biological process: potassium ion transmembrane transport; protein homooligomerization. The record is from RefSeq and is a predicted model, not a curated record.
CAGAAAUGUUUCCAACUCCGGUGAACCAGAGAAACAUUUAACUGAAUCAGUUUGCGUUAUGGAGGUUACGGAUGUAUUGCACGUCAGUUUGUCGAAAGACAAUAUCAACAUCGUUUAAAGUUGGAAAAGAUAGAAUGGUGAAGAGACAAAUGGAUGCAAGCGGUGGAUUUGUCAGUGUAGGUUUAUAGUCUGGAGGGCUCAACCUUACGCAGGACACCAUGAUCACUGAUGCAUCAAGUCUAGUGGAGUUGUACGAGGACAACGCUUCGCUCCUGUCCUCCGACUCAAGCGUUUUUUUCAGCGAGCCCGUUCUGCCAGGUGACGAUCCGCUGGACUUCUUCAUUAUAAAUGUUGGAGGCAGUCGCUACAUCCUCUCUCGGGAAUUGCUGGCCACCUACCCCGAGACACGCUUGGGAAUACUGGCACUCUCCACCCGAGACUCUGCUUUACAACUGUGCGACGAUGCAGAUUUCAUGGAGAACGAAUUCUUCUUUGACCGCAACUCGCAGACCUUCCAGUACAUCAUAAACUUUUACAAGACGGGCCACUUGCAUGUGCGCGAGGAGCUGUGCGUGAUCUCCUUUCUGCAGGAGAUUGAAUACUGGGGCAUCGACGAGCUCCGCAUAGACAGCUGUUGUAGGGACAAAUACUACAGAAGGAAGGAAAUGAAGGAGUCGUUGGAAAUUAAUGAUGGUGAAGUCGUGGAAAGUGAGGAGGUGGACUUUAGUGGCGUUUUAUGCCAGGACUUGCGGCAACACCUUUGGGACCUCAUGGAGAAGCCAGAUUCCUCCAAGGCGGCCAAGACGUUUGGGACACUGUCCAUGUUUUUUGUGGUGGUGUCCAUUGUAAACAUGGCUCUGAUUUCGCUUGACUUCACUAUACUUGGAGCGCCCAUUUUGGACAUUCUUGAAUACAUUUGUAUCAUAUGGUUCACAGGUGAAUUGGUUCUCAGGUUCUUGUGUGUAAGGGAUAAGUGCAAGUUCAGCAGGAGCGUGGUGAACAUCAUAGAUCUGCUUGCUAUUUUGCCGUUUUAUGUGACUUUGGCUGUGGAGAGCCUGCAUGGGGAGUCGACGGAGCUGGAGAACGUCGGACGAGUUGUUCAGGUCUUACGACUGAUGAGGUCACUGAGGAUGCUAAAACUUGGGCGACACUCCACAGGUCUCAAAUCUCUGGGCAUGACGAUAGCUCAGUGCUACGAGGAAGUCGGUCUACUGAUGCUGUUUCUUUCCGUCGGCAUCUCCAUCUUCGCCACUGUGGAAUAUGCCAUUGAACACGACAUGCCAGAGACCACCUUCAUCAACGUGCCCAGCGCCUGGUGGUGGGCCACCACCUCCAUGACCACAGUGGGCUACGGAGACAUCCGUCCCGACACAGUCGUGGGAAAGGUGAUGGCCUUUAUCUGCAUCCUCUCCGGGAUCCUCAUCCUCGCGUUGCCUAUCGCCAUCAUCAAUGAUCGCUUCUCCGCCUGCUACUUCACUCUUAAAAUGAAGGAGGCGGCGCUUCGGCAUGGAGAGGCUCUGAAGCGGCUGACGCGCAACUCGACCUCGGAUAUCUCGGCGGUAGGGGUGAAUCUGCGUGAUGCCUACGCCAAAAGCGUGCUGGAGAUGCUGCGGUUGCAGGGGCGAGAGCGAGCGAGCACACGCAGUAGCGCAGGAGAUCUCUGGUGGUAACAGAAGGCCUACAUACUAAACGAGAAAGAGUGUGUGAGUGUGAGUGAGGGUGAGAAAGAGAGAGAGAGAGGUCUUUUAAAGGACAGCAAAACCUUUUCAGUUGAAAGUAUGUAAUUUCUGUGACAUUAGCAGUACCAAACGGAAUUGCAAAAAUAAUGACUGUUUUCAAACAGGUGUACUAAGCACUCCGCCUGUCUGCCAAUGGCCGGCAAACAGGCUGUCCCCACUCCAAACUCACGUGAUUGGUUGAGUCAAGGAUCCUGUACUGCUCAUAAAAGAGUAAAAGCAGCACAAUGCAUGCUGAGAUGCGUUUACUCUUUUUUUAAGUGGCCUACACGUGGCUUGUCUCUGCAUACAUGCGUGCAUUUCUGUUUAAAAACGUUUAAUCGUCAAAUUACUGCAUAACUAUUUUACAAUUGAAUCACCCCCCAUAACAUUUUCCAUAAACAUUUGUUUAUCUAUGUGCAACAUUUUGAUUGUUUAUAUGUUACUAGUUUAUACUGUUCAAUUUAAUAAAAUAUAUGUCCUGA